AUGGGCUGCGGGGGCAGCCGGGCCGACGCCAUCGAGCCCCGCUACUACGAGAGCUGGACGCGGGAGACCGAGUCCACCUGGCUGACCAACACCGACUCCGAGAGCCCCCCCCCAGGAGGCGAGGCCGGUGGCCGGGAGCAGGGCGGCCCGCGGCCCGGUGUUCUGGAGGAUGGAAAAUCAGCUCAGACAGGUGUAACUACAGCAUCGGCCACAGCUGGAUCACUGAACACCGAGAAGAGGAAUAAUGGUGGUCCCCAGUGUGCAUACCCCAUGGUCCAUGGCACAGGUCCUAUGGCACAGAGACAGAAUGGCUUUAAAGCAGCAGAGAGUAAAUGGGACGCACAGAAAAUGGCCACAAAAGAAGUCAAUAUUCAUGUUACAAAAAGUAUCAGACAAAGCGACAGAAGGAAAACAAAGAAUUGUGUCAAUUAA
Molecule: messenger RNA, 432 nt
Organism: Calypte anna (Anna's hummingbird)
Lineage: Eukaryota; Metazoa; Chordata; Aves; Apodiformes; Trochilidae
Gene: BAALC
Product: BAALC binder of MAP3K1 and KLF4
Cellular component (GO): cytoplasm
Source: RefSeq, a predicted model, not a curated record